AUGCAGGAUUUAAAAGAUAUAUCUGUUGACAAUGAAACAUUUUAUUUUGAAUAUUUUCUUGGGGGGGAUUGGAAGUUUCUUGCUUGUGUUUGCGGAAUUGGGGCUGUGAAUGCUGAUUAUGCAUGUAUAUGGUGCAAAUGUGCUCGACUAGACCGGUGUGACACAACCAAACACUGGUCAAUUUUGGAUCCCGACAAUGGUGCCCGGACAGUAAAUGAAAUUGAGCAAUAUGCCAGAUCUAGGAAAUUUAAUUGUAAGUCCAAACCCAUUUUCCCUUUCAUUCCUCUUAGCCAUGUGGUAAUUGAUACACUUCAUCUCUUCCUAAGAGUUUCUGAUAAUCUCAUUGGACAUUUGAUAAGAGAGCUCAAAGUUUGUGACUCCAUUGAAAAGAAAACCAAGUAUUCUGAUGGCUUCUGCAGAGAAAAGUACAGGAACAUGUCAAGGUAUGAGACAUUCUUGCAGGAGUUAGGUAUCCCAUUUUCUUGGUAUGUUGGAAAAGAAACAAAACAGUUGGAAUACCGUGACUUGACAGGGCCAGAGAAGGUAAAACUUUUUCAAAACAUAAACAUUUCUUUUCUAUUGCCGAACUCAGAAGAUAAAGAGACAAUCCAGAAAGUUUGGGAUGACUUUUGGAAAAUUAGACAGGAUUUGAAGCAUGAUUUUAAUUCAGAUGAUGUGGAAGUUGUCAAAAAAAAAAUCACCUCCUGGCUAGAACUCUAUCUAACAGUUUAUCAAGCAAAAGAUGUGACACCCUACAUACAUGCACUUUAUGCGCAUGUGCCCGAGUUCCUGAGCUUAUACACCAACCUCGAAUGUUUUACACAACAGGGCAUGGAAAAAUAUAAUGACAUUACUUCUAAGAAUUUUUUUCGAUCAAGUAACCACAGGGGUGUUUCUGCACUUGAACAGAUUUUACUCAAAAAGAACAGAGUACAGUAUUUGGAGGCAGCUGGCUGUGCUAGGGUUAAAAUUAAAUAUACUUGUUCUAAUUGCAACAAUAUAGGACACACAAUAAAAACAUGCACUGCUGAAUGUAAUAAUUGCAAAAGUACAACUUGUUGUGCACAUCUUGUAAAGCAUAAUGGAAAAUAUCACCCUAAGUGCACUGUACCUACUGAUAACUAGUUGAUGUCAUUGAUUUGUAAAUAUUUUCAAAACUUUAAAUCUUAACAGGAAAGGGGGAAGACUAGUAAGCACAUUUUAAAAAUAUAUAUUUGGUGGUUUUAAAAAGUUUUAUUAUACAAUACUGUGCUAGAAAUGAACUAAAGUGUCUAUUUGUAUUUUACAGGAAAAUUGA
Molecule: messenger RNA, 1297 nt
Organism: Paramuricea clavata
Lineage: Eukaryota; Metazoa; Cnidaria; Anthozoa; Malacalcyonacea; Plexauridae
Source: the annotation of a GenBank genome assembly